AUGUGGAAGUUUGAAUGAAGGUGAUGCUCUGACUGAAGCUGGAGUUCUGUGCAUCGGGUAUCUGCCAGACGGAGUUUAUACCGGGUUUUUUGUCAAACACUGGGAACUUAUACGUGGGAAUUUGGUAGGGGAUGACCAUCCUCUUCCUUCUGUGUCUGAAGCUUGGCUGUCCGUUACAUGCAGCAUUCCUUCUUCGAUUGUGCUUAUAGCUGAUGAAACCAGGUUAAUGAAUGAGCGUGAUGUUAUUAGAGCAGCAAUUCUAGCUGAUCGUAGUUCAGAGAAAUUGCGUGAUGUGCCUAUUACUGUGGCAAAUGGGCACACUAUUCGGCUAUCUGCUGUUGGAAUCGAUGAUUCAGGGGAACCUUUUGCAAACUCAUCUUCUCUCAGUUUGAGUUGGGGGCUUAACAGUUGUGAUGGACUAGCAUUAUGGGAUGAUGCUUAUGAUAUAGUGGAGCCCAACAGUUGGGAGAGAUUUUUGGUCUUGCAAAAUGAAUCAGGACUGUGCAUUGUUCGUGCAACUGUCACUGGCUUUCAUGAUAGGUUGCAAAGUAAAACCUUUCAUCAUUCUCCUGAAUCUGAAAUUAUUCUGACAGAUGCAGUUCGUCUACAGGUACUUUUUGCUGGAAUUAAUUGUUCUUCAAGCUGA
This is a messenger RNA of Prosopis cineraria, 646 nucleotides long. Its product is annotated as nuclear pore complex protein GP210-like. NCBI's taxonomy places the organism in Eukaryota, Viridiplantae, Streptophyta, Magnoliopsida, Fabales, Fabaceae. The transcript has 4 exons. The annotation marks the transcript as partial. The record is from RefSeq and is a predicted model, not a curated record.